CAGUGUUCAGCAGCUCGGCAGAGACACACUCCUCAUUAACAGGCUCCAGAUGCCAGAUGCCUUCACUGAGAAGACUUGUAUGCGAGCUGUGUGUAUUCUUUCCUCUCUUUUAAAGCCUUUCACUGUGAACUGAUCUUUCUUCCAUCAAUGGCAGAGGAAUAUUAUGGGCUUGUAUCAAAUUUUAGAACACGUGGACAGCUUAUUUACCAUAUUGUGGUCAGAGGUGAUGGAGAAACGCUGUGGUGGUGCAACAGCAACAGCAGCAGCCGCAGCCGCAGCAGCAGCAGCAGCAGCAGCAGCAGCAUCAGCAUCGGUGGAAACCAGAGUGUGACGAGGCGUUAAGGAGAUAAUCAAUGAGGAGAGCCAGGGCUCUGGUACGUUUGGACAAGGUCAGAGUCUAGGACUGGCUGAGAUUAUGUCCAUGUGGAGACAGAAACAACAACAAGAACCAGAAAAAAGACAGACUUUGACGCUUCCUCUAGAGGGGACGAGGUUGUCCAGGGAUGUCCCCUCUGAAAAGCAGGACUUACUACCUGUGCGUUGGAUUGCAGAAGCAACCAAUUCCUUCAGCAUUUGCAUGAUUAUGCCUAUGCUUUAUUUUUGACAACCUUCAUCCUAAGACUGCGUGGCUUCGCUUUCUCUCAAUUCUCUUACUCCUUCACACAUCCACACUGGAGUUAAAGUUUCUUCCCUGUCGCUGACUUGGUUUAAUUGUGCUCAGUUAAAGGUAGUUAAGGUGACUGUCAGUCUCUGUUGGUGGUGUUAGUGGAAAAUCCAGGAGGGUUUGAUUCCCCCCAGAACAGCAGCACAAACAGCCCCAUCUCCUGCUGUUGCUGUUCAUGGUGCUGACCUCGGGCUCCAGGAAUGGUGGAGACGCUGAGUAUCGCUGUCAUCGGUGCUCCAGGAGUGGGCAAAACUUCCAUAAUCCGCCAGUUCAUCUAUAACGACUUCUCUGAGGUGUACACGCCAACAAGGAGCAGAUAUGUGUACAGACCCUCUGUUAUUCUAAAUGGAAACAUGUAUGAGCUGAAGAUUUUGGACAUCCCACCAAUCUCCUCGUUUCCAUCCAGCUCCAGUCAGGAGUGGCUGGACCUGCGAUGCCGAGGAGUACGCAACGCCAACGCCUACAUCCUGGUGUAUGACAUCUGCUGCGUGGAGAGCUUUGAAUAUGUCAAGAUGAUCAGGCAGCAGAUUGUCGAAAACAGGGAAGGCAGCAGCAACGAGGUGCCAAUCCUGGUGGUGGGCAACAAAAGAGAUCUGCAGAGGCAGCGGGUCAUGCCUCGCAGAGCGGUUUCUGUGCUGGUGAAGAAGACAUGGAAGUGUGGCUACGUGGAGUGCUCUGCCAAAUAUAACUGGCACGUGGUUCUGCUCUUCAAAGAGCUGCUUGGCAUUGCCGUGGCACGAGGCAUGCGUCUGAACCACACCUCCAUCAGGCUACAGGGGGCGCUACAGAGAAAUCGUUGCACCAUCAUGUGACGCCCCAGUGCCCCCUCCACCCCUCUUACCUCAGUGAAGCUGGAGUGGAAAAAAAAGAACUUUUAUCUAAAUGGCUGGAAAAAUACCCUGUGGCCUCCUGCUUUACUGAGCUGAUUUUUCAUAAUGAGGUUUAUUAUCUCACACUGUAAUAACACAGUCAAAUUUUACUCAUGGUCAUCCAACCACUACCUAGUCGAUUUCUGCCAAAUGUGUACAUGAAAGAGAAGCAGUAUGAGGAAGCAGGAGCAAAACAACAGGAUUAACACACUGAUUUUUCCACACUGUCUGAGCUGCCUGGCUCUAAAAGGCUGUGCAUCCCAGAAUUCCACAGCAGUAGGUUUCAUUGAGUAUGUUUGUGGUAGGCCCUUAAAAACCUUAACAACCUUGUCAUAUUUAAUAGCACUCACGCAUGCAAGCGUUUUGGCAUUUGGAAUAAAUUAAGGGGAGAGGUAUUCAUAUUCAUAUAUAUAUAUAUAUGUGUGUGUGUGU
Messenger RNA from Cynoglossus semilaevis (tongue sole), 1965 nucleotides. RefSeq names its product RAS-like, family 10, member A (gene rasl10a). Gene Ontology annotation, molecular function: GTP binding; GTPase activity. The transcript is spliced from 3 exons. NCBI's taxonomy places the organism in Eukaryota, Metazoa, Chordata, Actinopteri, Pleuronectiformes, Cynoglossidae. The record is from RefSeq and is a predicted model, not a curated record. Bases 865 to 1476 code for a protein of 203 amino acids.